Molecule: messenger RNA, 2199 nt
Organism: Aspergillus fijiensis CBS 313.89
Lineage: Eukaryota; Fungi; Ascomycota; Eurotiomycetes; Eurotiales; Aspergillaceae
Product: C2H2 type zinc finger domain protein
Exons: 5
Coding region: 1-2145 (714 amino acids)
Biological process (GO): regulation of transcription by RNA polymerase II; DNA-templated transcription
Cellular component (GO): chromatin
Molecular function (GO): DNA-binding transcription factor activity, RNA polymerase II-specific; zinc ion binding; RNA polymerase II cis-regulatory region sequence-specific DNA binding
Source: RefSeq, a predicted model, not a curated record
AUGCCACAAACCACCUCCACAUCCUCGCCCACUGCCACUACACCCACGACUAAGGCCUUGAGUUUACAAGACACGGGAUCGAAGCCUUUUGUCUGCAAAGAAUGCCGACGUCCUUUCGCACGCCAGGAUGCUCUUACUCGGCAUGAAAAGCUUCACGUCCGUGCUACAAAUGCCAAGCAGGCUCAAGUACAACAGUCCGCCGGGCAUGUGCCACCGCAGGCGUCGCCUCUGGAUGCUAUAGCCUGGGACACCCAUCGAACUACCGCACCCGGGGUGGUGUCCUCGUCGGCACCCAAUAAUGCUUGGGAGACAACGCAAGCGGAGCCACAGCCCGGCCUACAGCAUGCAGCCUCUGAUCUCGACUUCACACUAAUAUGGCCUGAUUCCGAAAAUCUGUUUCAAAGCAUCAUGGCUUGUGAUACGACUGAUCAGUGGCAGAUGCCACUCGGCGCCCUGCCCUUUCCACCUGUUGUGCAGGAUGUAAAUGGGAUGAACUUUGGUUCGCCAAACUCCUUCGACGACAGAGGUUCAUCUAUAGGCGCUAUCCCAUCAGGUGGUAGCCACCAGGCUGUGCGAGAUGUUACAGAAAUGGUUACAAGCUCGUCAUCGAGCGUGACAGCAGCCAUCAAAGCGACUUCAAUAACAUCGGUCUUCCUGGACGAGUGCCUUCACAUGUUCUUUGUGCGAUUCAUACCCACUUUUCCCAUUCUGCACCGAGCAACAUUUGUCUUCCGGGAAUGCACACAUCCCUUGCUACUCAACGCUAUGGCACUUGGGUCCCUGUACUUAGGCCCCAAAGAUUCCGUAGCAAAGGGAGAGGCGCUAUGGCGCCUGGCCCAUACGGCUAUUGCUACUUCUUGGCAGUCCUUGAUCACACAUAGUGGUCCAUAUGAUGCUUGCAAAGGAGUCCAGCUCCUACUCACAGCUCUUUUGGGACAAAUAUAUGGUGCUCUGUCUAAGAAUCGAGUGAUCCGUACCACAAGCCAGGUCUUUCGCCCGCUCGGUUUCUUCUGGGCAAGACAUUGCGGUAUGCUAGACUGCGAGCCUUUUUCAAUGGAGAGCGUGCCAUUCCCCAGCGCACCGAACAGUGAGAAGGAAAAUAGGUGGCGGACAUGGGCAGCCAGGGAGAUUCAACAACGUGCAUUACUUGCCUACCACAUUCUAGACGGACUGGUUGCGCAGAUGUCUGGAGAUGGCGCAUCCACACGGCACGUUGCCAAUCCACUCAUUCUGCCCAGCAGCGAAGCUGCUUUCGAUGCCAGUAAUGUGGAUGAGUGGAUUGCUACCAUGCGAACUCAAAGAUCGGAGCAGCCUUCAUUCCGACUAGUCUUCCGCUCCCUUUUCCCUCCCAUCGGCGGUUUCCGCCCACUGGAUUAUCAAUUCUCAGCCUUCGCCCUACGGGUCGUUCUGGAAGGGUUGCAGUCUUUGGUCUCAGAUUCCGACGAAAGCGAUCUGGCGGCUGUCGGUGUUCCUGGCCGCUCUGACGUUCGUAGGGCGCUAGCUCAGGUGCAUGAGACCAUCACCAUGAGCAUCCACCUCUCGGCCCCGGAGAGACUCGAGGUCCUCCUCCGCUGGCACACAAUCUGCCUGGACACGAUGAUCAAUUCUACCAUUCUUUGCAGACACGUUUGCUCUCGCUACGAUAUCACACAGCAUGUCUCCGGCGGCUCUCGGACAAUGAGACCGGGGUUCGAUAUGGUCAAAUGGGUCAACACUGAAGAUGCUCGUCGCGCAUUGCUGCACGCGAUUGCGAUCCAGGAUAUUGUCGAGCAGUUGCCAAGGGGGCGUGCUCAUGUCAUUCACAUGCCCAGCUCCCUGUUCUCUGCAACGACGAUUUACGUUGUUUUCUCGCUCGCCGGGGUGACCAAUAUCCACCUUCCUCGUACUAUUGUCUGGCAAGACGCUUUGCUCUCGCGGGCUGAUCUGAAUCUUGGAUGUGACACCCUCCGCCCCUCGACUGGGUCAGAGACUCGCCGUUUUGUGGAGGAGGGACGAACCGACUCUCCUCCAGGAAUGGGGGCGGUGCGCAAUUUGCUGUAUGAGAUGAACUCGUUACAGAAGUUGUUCCGCUGCUUGUUUUCUCAGUGGGGCAUCGCUCACGACAUGGAGGAGAUCAUCGAUCAAUGGAUCACUCUUUGCCAUUGAUUGCCUUUCCCAGUGUGUCCACGACCUCGCGGGUGUCUCCUUCGUUUGAUCUCA